UGUCAGGGGGGAGAAAUGGGACGGACGGACUUCCGGCGCCCCAAGAGCGGAACGUGCGUCCGAGGGAAGUACGUGUCCUUCCGGUACCUGUCAGGAGGGGGAAGGGCGGGGAAUGAGCCAGAGCCGGAGCAGCUGAAGCCGCAAGAAGCGACCAGGGAGGGCGUCAUGGAGCUUGAGACGAUGAGCAGAUAUACCAGCCCAGUGAACCCGGCCGUCUUUCCGCACCUGACGGUGGUGUUGCUUGCCAUCGGCAUGUUCUUCACCGCCUGGUUCUUCGUCUAUGAAGUAACCUCUACCAAGUAUACUCGGGAUAUUUACAAGGAAUUGCUGAUCUCCCUGGUGGCUUCACUCUUUAUGGGCUUUGGAGUGCUGUUCUUACUGCUGUGGGUUGGAAUCUAUGUGUGACGAUUCCAGAAGACUUGCUCAAGCACCUUUUUUUAUUUUUGUACUUAAUACGGUUCAUCAUGUUUGAAGACUGAGCAAAUCCUAACAUUCUGGUAGCCCAGGGUACAAUAACAUCAGAUCAAUAAAUCUGAGUCUGUGAUGAACUAA
Pogona vitticeps (central bearded dragon) is the source of this 552-nucleotide messenger RNA. RefSeq names its product transmembrane protein 258 (gene TMEM258). The record is from RefSeq and is a predicted model, not a curated record. Gene Ontology annotation, cellular component: oligosaccharyltransferase complex. Lineage: Eukaryota; Metazoa; Chordata; Lepidosauria; Squamata; Agamidae.